AUGAAUCCUUCAAGUGAUAUGACAAUGUUUUUCCAAAACGUUAAAGAUAAAAUUGAACAAAACUCUACUAAGAGUAAUGAUGUCACCCAACUGGAGGACACAAUACAGAACAUUGAGAAAGAUUGCUCAGUGAUCGAUAUUCAUCUUAAUGAAAUGAAGGACUCUGCUCAACAAAUAUAUACAAAUCUCGGAAAUAUAUACAAAGUUUCAUCAAAAUGUCAAUAUCAUGCAAGUGUUGCGCGUGUUUCUUUCCAAAAUAUUGCCGAAGCUACCACACGCCCUUCAUUUUUCUCUAGGACAUUCCAUUAUAUCGCUGAAUCUGUUACAUAUAUAUCCAACCUCAUGACUGCAAUUUACUAUCAAUUGAAAUCAACUCCAUUUUAA
Trichomonas vaginalis G3 is the source of this 384-nucleotide messenger RNA. RefSeq lists its product as uncharacterized. The record is from RefSeq and is a predicted model, not a curated record. The coding region runs from base 1 to 384 and encodes 127 amino acids. Lineage: Eukaryota; Parabasalia; Trichomonadida; Trichomonadidae. The transcript has a single exon.